This is a messenger RNA of Rhododendron vialii, 3908 nucleotides long. Its product is annotated as G-type lectin S-receptor-like serine/threonine-protein kinase At2g19130. Gene Ontology annotation, biological process: recognition of pollen; protein phosphorylation. NCBI's taxonomy places the organism in Eukaryota, Viridiplantae, Streptophyta, Magnoliopsida, Ericales, Ericaceae. The transcript has 2 exons. Bases 1231 to 3795 code for a protein of 854 amino acids. Gene Ontology annotation, molecular function: ATP binding; protein serine/threonine kinase activity. The record is from RefSeq and is a predicted model, not a curated record.
GUGACACUUAAUUCCCAUUAAGAAGAGAUGAAAUAUUUAAUCAUCACUAAGUCCACUUUUACAAAAAUACAUUUACCAUUAAUGGAAGUGUCACCCUAGGGUUUUAGGGUAUGCUAGGGUUUUAUGGUAUCCUAAUGAGUACCUUAGUACCCUUGGGUACCCUAAAAUCUUAGGGUACCCUAGGGCUUUAGGGUACCUUAAGAUUUUAGGUUUUAGGAUAUCCUAAGGUUUAAGGUACCCUAGGGUUUAGGUUUAGGCACUUUCAUAGAGCCCUAGGGUUUAGGUUUAGACACUUUCAUAGGAGUUUUCGGGUGCACUUUCUUAUUAUACGGUUUUAGCAGUUUAGGCACUUUCAUAGCGUACCAUAGGGGUUUAGACAUUUUUAUAGGGGAUCCUGAGUUUUAGGCACUUUCAUAGGGUGCCCUAGGGGUUAGGCACUUUCAGUAUUUAGGAUUUUGGGCACUUUCAUAGAGUUUUAAUGUUUCUUUAAUUAAUGGAGACUUGGUGAGAAUUACUUUUUAUUUUCUGGACCUAAAGCUAAAUUGCCCCAAAAUUUACAGGUUUACAUCUAUUAAUACAUACUUUUUUUUUUUUUUUAUCUUGAUAGUUUAAUACUACGAAUUUUCAUGAAAAUAUAAAGGAAAAGGAAAAAUAGAAAAUCGUACGAAAACGAAAGCUGAAAACAUCACAAUUAAGCAGGAAAAAGAACUUAAAGAACGAUAGGAAACUGAAUUAGGAACCUCUGGAAGGAACUUUUGCAGAAGGAUGAUAUUAUUCAUGCUUUGUCACUUUUUUCCUUUUUCCUAGCAUUCUAUCGCAGAACCGAUCUUGAAGAUACUCAGAGACGUUGGUUAGAUUUUGAGCAAUGUUAGGAAUAAAAUUUUAAAACACCACGUUGGACGUAUUUGCGUCCAAAGUCGUUUGAUGCACGUGGCUCUACAUACAAUAUCGAACGGCUUCGAACACAGUUGUGUUCGGAAGUUUUGCUCCUGGAUUUUCUCUUAGCUUUAUUUUUCCAUCCCUCCAUAAAUCUCUUCCCUAAUUGAAUAUACCCAGACACGUUUUUCUUUUAAGGAUUUCAUCCUCAAUGAAAAAUACCCAAAUAGCCUGUCAUGUAUGUGAACUUCGACAUGUACGUGAAUGUUGUGUAAGCAUUACGUAAACAGUGUCGCUAUAAAAUGGAUGCUAAUUAAAUUCAAAGUAUAUAUGAGAUGACAUGAGCUGUGUUGCAUGACCCUUUUUGAGACCAUAUCCCUUUUCUUCUUCCGAGUGAUCAGAACAGAAUCAAAUCUCUUCCUCUCUUUGGACAAAAUUCAGGGCAGAGAUAUGGGUGUCAGGACCAACUCCUAUUUCAUCUUUUCACUUCUCUUCCUGUUCUUCACUUUCAACCUCCCCAUCUCCCUUGGAUCCGACACCAUUUCUGGAAACCAGUCUCUCUCCGGGGACCAAACCCUUGUCUCAGCAAAUGGAACCUUCAAAUUGGGUUUCUACAACCAACCUGGUAACUCCUCCAACUACUACAUAUGUAUUGUGUACAAUAAAGUUUCUCUUCGGACUAUAGCUUGGAUGGCAAAUAGGGAUAAACCCAUCUCAGAUAAGAACUCAGCAGUGUUAAAAAUCAUGGAUGGCAAUCUAGUUCUUCUCAAUGAGUCACAGAUACCCAUUUGGUCCACAAAUCAGAACUCCGCCGCUUCAAGUUCUGUGGUGGCUGUCCUGGGGGAUGAUGGUAAUUUGGUUGUCAAAGAUGGGUUUAAUUCAACCCAACCCAUUUGGCAGAGUUUUGAUUUUCCUACUGAUACUUGGUUGCCUGGGGGUAAAAUUGCAUAUAAUAGGAGAACUAGGAUUCACCAGAAUCUAACUUCUUGGAAAAAUUCGGAAGACCCAUCUCAAGGUCUGUUUUCUUUGAGUUUAAUAGCAGAUACCAAGGAGUAUGUGAUAUCGUGGAAUGGGUCUGAGAGGUAUUGGACCAGUGGCUCUUGGAAUGGGCAGAUUUUCAGUUUGGUCCCAGAGAUGAGCCUCAAUUAUAUUCACAAUUUCACCUAUGUUGAUAAUGAGAAUGAGAGUUAUUUUACAUAUUCGAUGUAUAAUAAGACGAUUAUAUCACGAUUUGUUAUGGAUGUUUCGGGGCGAAUCACGCAACUGACUUGGUUGGAAACCACCGGGCAAUGGAACUUGUUUUGGUCUCAGCCAAAGCAGCAGUGCGAGGUUUACGCGUUUUGUGGGGCAUUUGGGACUUGCAAUCAGAUUACACAACCCUUCUGUAAUUGUUUGAAAGGGUUUAGUCCGGUUGGUGAUUGGAAUUUGAGUGAUUAUUCGGGUGGGUGUGCGAGGACAAAUAAGUUGCAGUGUGGGAAUACAAGUUUUGCUAAUCAGGAGUCGAUGGAUAAGUUUUAUGAGUAUCCCAACAUGGGAUUGCCUGAUAAUUCACUAUCUGUUGCUUCUAGUAGCGCUGCCGGAUGUGCAUCUUCCUGCUUGAAUAACUGCUCUUGCACUGCUUAUUCCUAUUAUAGUAACAGGUGUUCGAAUUGGAUUGGGGAACUUGUUAAUCUGCAACUCUCACCAAAUGAUGGUACUGGAAGAACUCUUUAUCUCAGACUUGCUGCUUCUGAGUUUUUGAAGGGUAAAGAAAACAAAGAGAUCAUUAUUGGUGCUGUUGCGGGUUCAGUUGUUGUAGUACUACUUUUAGGCCUAGUGUUUAUUCUAAUCUGGAAGCGGCAGAGGAGGUUUGUUGGACAAACAAAAAUGGAGGGCUCAUUGGUUGCGUUCGGAUACAGAGAUUUGCGAAUUGCUACGAAAAAUUUCUCAGAGAAACUGGGGGGAGGAGGUUUCGGUUCUGUGUUCAAAGGGACAUUGCCCAAUUCAACUACUAUCGCGGUGAAGAAGCUGGAAAGCAUAAGCCAGGGAGAGAAGCAGUUCCGAAUGGAGGUUAGCACGAUCGGAACCAUUCAACACGUCAACCUUGUUCGGCUUCGGGGGUUCUGCUCCGAUGGUAACCAGAAGUUGUUGGUGUAUGAUUACAUGCCGAACGGGUCCUUGAAUUCCCAUCUUUUCCACGAAAGGGAGGGGCAAGUCUUGGACUGGAAAACGAGGUACGAGAUCGCUCUUGGAACGGCCAGAGGGUUGACUUAUCUCCACGAGAAGUGCAGGGACUGUAUUAUUCACUGUGAUAUAAAGCCGGAGAACAUUCUACUAGAUGGCGAGUUCUGCCCAAAAGUCGCGGAUUUUGGCCUAGCAAAGCUCAUUGGCCGAGAAUUCAGCAGGGUUCUGACGACCAUGAGAGGGACAAGAGGUUAUCUUGCACCGGAAUGGAUAUCAGGAGUUGCCAUAACAGCCAAAGCUGACGUUUACAGUUAUGGAAUGAUGCUUUUUGAAUUGGUAUCAGGAAGGAGGAAUUCGGAGCAAUCUGAUCAAGAUGGGAAGUUUAAGUUUUUCCCGACUUGGGCUGCAAGUGUUGUAGUAGAAGGGGGUGACCUGUUUAGCCUAUUAGACCAUAGAUUGGAAAAGAAAGCCGACGAGGAGGAGCUAAGGCGAAUAGCUAGAGUGGCUUGUUGGUGCAUCCAAGAUGAUGAGAACCACAGGCCAACAAUGGGUCAGGUGGUACAGAUACUUGAAGGGGUUCUAGAAGUGAACCCGCCUCGGGUUCCUCGGUCACUUCAAGCGUUUGUCGAGAACCACGAGCAUAUAGUUUUUUUCACCGAUUUGUCUUCUGGACAGAGUUCACAGCCACAGAGCGCUCAUUCAACUGCUUCCACUCGGGCCAGUAGCACUUCUUCCACAAUGAUUUCCAAGUCCUGAAGAUCACAUAUAAAGUAGUUCCUGCCGUUUUUUGUUGACUUGUUUUUGUAUGUAAUGCAAAGCCUUAAUCCAAAGGGCGAGGCCUCUUUUGUUACUCCCUCCAUUUCAAAAUA